Molecule: messenger RNA, 3316 nt
Organism: Leptopilina boulardi
Lineage: Eukaryota; Metazoa; Arthropoda; Insecta; Hymenoptera; Figitidae
Gene: slif
Product: high affinity cationic amino acid transporter 1-like
Exons: 12
Coding region: 678-2471 (597 amino acids)
Biological process (GO): amino acid transport; transmembrane transport
Cellular component (GO): plasma membrane
Molecular function (GO): amino acid transmembrane transporter activity
Source: RefSeq, a predicted model, not a curated record
UCAGAGAUUAAAACUUGAAUUUCGUGAUUUUAAAAGGGAGAGAGAGAGAGAAAAAAAAAGAGAUGAGGAAAAAGUGAAUAAAAAUUUUUUUUUAUUAAAACAGAGAAAAAUUGUCUACCAUUUUUUUUUUUUUUGGAGAAAUAGAAUUUAUGAACAAUUUCGAAUUAUGUUCCCUGAUGAUUAAAUCCUGGCGCAUUCACCCAAAAGGAAGAAGUGGGAGGAGGUGAUCGGUAUUUAUUAGCAUUAAAGUCAGGUGUAUGCCUUGUAAUGUUAUGACACACGAUAUCAGUAUACCGGCAGAUUUUGUCGUGAGUGGUGGUUCAACAAAUGUUAUAUAUAUCCUGUCAAAAUUUUCAUCGCAAGUUUACAAUAUCUUUUUUUUUCCAUUUUUCUGAAAAAAGAAGAAAAUAAUCAUUUAUAAUUACACACGCACCUUAUGAAUGACAUCGUUUAUCGUCAAUUGAUUUUGUGAGAAACAACUAUAUUAAUAUUAUUCUUCAUCUUGACUAUAACACAAUUUAUUGUACAAAUCGCAUCCCUCGGAGAAACUUUUUUUGUGUCAUUGAAACUAGACGAGAAUCACAUAUUAAUGAGGUCAAGUAACCUCGAUAUCCCGGACAAAUUCACCCAGCACAAGGUAAUAAUUAUAGAACUUUAAGAAUUAAAAAUAGAAGAUAAUGAGUUCAAGACUUUGGAAAGCUUUAUCGAGACGGAGACCGAUUCAAGUGACGACAGAAAAAAAAGAGGAAUUAGCUCGAGUUUUGGGACUCUUUGAUCUUACCGCAUUAGGUGUUGGAUCAACAUUAGGUCUUGGGGUUUAUGUUCUUGCUGGAAGUGUCGCAAAAGAAAAUGCCGGUCCAGCUGUUUGUUUAUCAUUUCUCAUCGCUGCAAUUGCAUCUGCAUUAUCUGCAAUGUGCUAUUCGGAAUUCGCGUGCAGAGUACCAAAAGCUGGUUCAGCUUAUGUUUAUAGUUACGUGACAGUCGGAGAAUUCAUAGCCUUUGUCAUUGGCUGGAAUUUAAUUUUAGAAUAUGUGAUAGGCACUGCCAGUAUAGCAAGAGGACUCAGCAGCUAUUUAGAUAUUUUAACUGGAAAUAAAAUGGCACUUAAUCUUCGAAAUUGGAUGCCAAUAAAUAUUUCAUUUCUCUCUGAUUAUCCGGAUUUUUUUGCUUUUGCCAUGGUUCUUUUGCUGACUAUUCUCCUCAGUAUUGGCGUUCGUGAAUCUUCUAUUUUAAAUAAUAUUUUCACAUCCAUCAAUGUAAUUACUAUUCUGAUAAUUGUCGUCGCUGGAUCAAUGAAAGCCGAUAUUAAGAAUUGGUUUAUUGAGAAGGAAAAUAUACCGCCGGAUGUUAAAAAUUCGGGAAACGGUGGUUUCAUUCCAUUUGGAGUUAGUGGAAUUAUGGUGGGAGCGGCAAAAUGUUUUUUUGGAUUUGUCGGUUUCGAUGGUAUUGCAACAACUGGAGAAGAAGCAAAAAAUCCAAAACGAAAUAUACCAUUGGCUAUUAUUUUUUCACUUUGCAUAAUAUUUGCUGCUUACUUUAGUAUUGCGGCUGUUCUCACAAUGAUGUGGCCAUAUUAUGAUCAGGACGAAAAUGCUCCAUUUCCUUAUGUAUUUGAAAAAGUUGGUUGGACGACAAUUAAAUGGGUUGUGAAUAUUGGAGCUGUUUUUGCAUUAUUCACAAGUCUUCUUGGAGCAAUGUUUCCUCUUCCACGUGUUCUAUAUGCAAUGGGAAGUGAUGGUGUUAUUUUUAAAUUUCUCGCUAAAAUUCAUCCAAAAACAAUGACCCCAAUUUUUGGUACCAUUAUUUCUGGUCUUCUAACUGGUCUAAUGACUUUGGUUUUUAAUCUUCAACAAUUAGUUGACAUGAUGUCAAUUGGAACUCUCCUCGCUUACACAAUAGUUGCAAUAUCAGUUUUAAUUUUAAGGUAUCAAAAGGAUGACUACAAUUUAAAAAUUGAGGAUUCACAUGUUCCAACGUUAAUGCAUUCUUUUUCGAAAAUUUUUAACUUUCAAAAUGUAAAGGAACCAACGACAUUUUCCACUACUGUAGCAAAAUGGGGUGUUCUUUUAUUUUGUAUUAUGGUGUUCAUUGGUGGUAUUUUAUUUCAAUAUAAAGGCGAUGAAAUAAUUCAAGGAAAUUUGACUAUGUCUGUGAUAUUAGCUAUAGUUAUUUUAAUAAUAAUACUUACAAUUGCCGCAAUUAGUAGACAACCAGUUCAAAAAGAUGAUCUUCCAUUUAAGGUACCAUUGGUCCCUUUAAUUCCAUGUAUCAGUAUAUUUAUUAAUUUAUAUUUAAUGAUUCAAUUAGAUGUCAAUACUUGGAUAAGAUUUCUAGUUUGGCUCGUUAUUGGUUUGUGCAUUUACUUUUUCUACGGAGUGAAAAAUAGUGAACAAGGAAAAAUGGAGAAAUUGGAAAAUCGACGAUUGUCUGAAAAAUCGUGUAACGUGAUACGGGAAAUAACACAUUUUUAAGAAAAACAGCUCUGUAACAAUAAAAUUUGACUUGAAAAAAAUUAGUCAAAAAAAAAAAAAAAAAAAAAGUUACAGCGCAUAACGGAGAAUCUAGUCUUCCACCGUUGAAUAUCUUUGGACAAGUCGGUAAUGUAUUUAUUUAUAUGAGGAAAAAAAAAACCGAAACUAAAAAUGCUUCUUGUCGACAUAAUUUACAAUAAUUUUUUUUUUAUUAUUAAGAUACUUCAUCUGCGAUAGUAAAAAAAAGUGACAAACAAAAUUUUAAAAAACAAUUUUAUUAAUUUUUUACUUUAAUUUUAUUUUUAAACUUUAUAUAAAAAUAUUUGUAUCUAAAUUUAAUAAAUUAUAAAUGAAUAAUAGAAUAAAUAAAUAAGUAAAUUACAUUUUUCAUUUGUUGCCAAUUUUUAAAAAAAUGAUUUAAAAAAAAGGAAAAAUAACCACAGAUGAAUGAUCUUAAAUAAAAGAAAAAUAAUAAUUUCUAAGCAUAAAAAAAUUUUACAACAAUUUUUAUUUUUAUACAAUGUGAGAGAAAUACGAUUUUAUUUUUAUUUUUACUUAUUUUCAUAAAUUGAUAACUACGUCCGUCGAUAUCAACUCAAUGGAAAUGAAAUUAUUUUACGUUGAUCGUAUAUAAAAGUCGAUAUUUUAUACUAUUAUUAUUAUUAUUAGAUUAAGAAAUCGUCGAUUAGUAAUAUCCAUAAAACUCAUUUACAUAAAAAAAUAAAUGUUUACACAUAAUAUAUAAAUAUUAUAUUAUUAUAAUUAUUAUGAUAAAAAUAGAAAAAAUUAUUUAAAAAUCUUUAUUAUUAAAAGAACGCUACAAUAAAUAAUAAUUAAUUUCAUUA